This is a messenger RNA of Dalotia coriaria, 910 nucleotides long. RefSeq names its product cuticle protein 18.7-like. The transcript has 2 exons. NCBI's taxonomy places the organism in Eukaryota, Metazoa, Arthropoda, Insecta, Coleoptera, Staphylinidae. The record is from RefSeq and is a predicted model, not a curated record. Bases 47 to 910 code for a protein of 287 amino acids.
AACAGUCCUACAAUAGGAGGUUACUAGAAAAAUCAAAUAUCUCAAAAUGAAAGUUUUCGUUGUUUUCGCUUGCGCUUUGGCCGCAGCUUCAGCUGGUAUUGUUGCUCCAAUUGCCCCUCUCUGGGUUGGCGGUGCCCAACAUUUACCAGUUAUUGGCCCCAAUGGAGUACCAAUUGACACCCCUGCUGUUCAACAAGCCCGUGCUGCUCAUUUGGCGCACAAAGUAGAAGCUCAUGCCCGUAAUGGUGAUUUGGCCGUUGCUGUUAAUGCUGCUCCAAUUCUUGCUUCACCAAUUGUUGCUCACGGCCUUGUUGGACAUGUUGGUAUUCCAGAAACCGCCGAAGUUGUGGCCGCCAGGCAAGUUCACUUGGCUGCUCAUGCUGAAGCUCUAGCCCGCAAUGGUCAUAUUGCCCCAAUUCACCGCAUUUUGCGUCGUGGUAUUCUUGCCGCUGCUGCUCCAGCUAUUAUUGCCCAAGGCGUCCCAGCUGCCUAUCCAACAACCCUUGGUCUUCCAGCCGUAACUGCCAAUGGUGUCCCAUUGGAAACCCCAGAGGUUGUUGCUGCUAAGUCCAACCAUUUCGCUGCUCACGCUGAAGCUCUUGCCCGCACUGGUCAAGUUUACGGUAUUGCUGGCGCUCCCGUCAUUUCUGCCGCUCCAUGGGUACAAGCUUCUCCUCUGGUCUCUCAUGCUGCCAUCGCUGCUCCAGCUCUUGUUGCUCGUGCCCUUCCAGCUGCAUACCCAACUACCCUUGGACUUCCAGCUGUAACCAGCAAUGGUGUUCCAUUGGAAACUCCCGAAGUUGUUGCUGCUAAAUCAAACCACUUUGCCGCUCAUGCCCAAGCAUUGGCCCGCAACAGUCCAAUUAUCUCUCAAGUUGUGGUUGGCGCUCCAGUUGCAUCCUUGUGGUAA